AUGGUGACAUGGAGUACUAUGACACCAACCGAUCAAUCAAUUGUCGAAUAUGGGAUAAAUACACUGAACAUCGCAGUAAAUGGUAGCAGUACAACAUUUGUGGAUGGCGGAGAAGCAAAACAUACACAGUACAUACACAAUGUCAAACUCACUGGCUUGAAUCCAGGGCAGAAUUAUAAAUACCACUGCGGAAGUUCAGAUGGUUGGAGUUCUAUAUAUUCAUUCACUGCUAUGCCAAGUGGAUCCAAUUGGAGCCCACGUUUUGCUGUAUUUGGUGACAUGGGUAACGUCAAUGCACAGUCAGUUGGGGCGCUACAACAAGAAACGCAAAAAGGACACUUUGAUGCAAUUCUUCACGUUGGCGAUUUUGCAUAUGAUUUUGACAGCAAUGAUGGAGAAACCGGCGACGAGUUUAUGCGACAAAUUGAACCAAUUGCAGCUUAUAUACCAUAUAUGGCAUGUGUUGGAAAUCACGAGAAUGCUUAUAAUUUUUCUCACUACAAAAAUCGUUUUCACAUGCCCAAUUUUGAAAAUAACAAGAACCAGUGGUUUAGCUGGAACAUUGGACCUGCCCACAUCAUAUCAAUAUCAACCGAAAUCUACUUUUAUAUAAAUUAUGGAGUGCAACAAUUAAAAAACCAAUGGGAGUGGUUGCAACAGGAUUUGGAGGAAGCCACUAAACCAGAAAAUCGUGCCAAACGACCGUGGAUUAUAACAAUGGGUCACCGUCCUAUGUAUUGUUCUAAUAACGAUCACGAUGACUGCACAAGGUUUCUAAGUAUCGUUAGAACUGGUUACCUUGGAAUGUAUGGAUUAGAACACUUGUUUUAUAAAUAUGGUGUUGACUUGGAAUUGUGGGCUCAUGAACACAGUUAUGAAAGACUGUGGCCUGUGUAUGACUUGAAGGUUUAUAACGGCAGUGUGGAUGCACCGUACACCAAUCCUAAAGCUCCUGUACAUAUUAUUACUGGAUCAGCUGGAUGUAAAGAAGAUCAUGACGGAUUCCAACCACCAUAUCGUCCAUGGAGUGCAUUUCGUCGUCAAGAUUACGGCUACACUAGAAUGCAAAUCUUGAACAACACACACCUGUACAUGGAACAAGUGUCUGAUGACAAGAAAGGCGAAGUGAUUGACAAUCUUUGGUUGAUUAAAGAAAAGCAUGGACCAUAUAAUGGGUAACAAUAUAGAACAUUGUAUCCUGCUUAUUGAAUUACUUCUACCAGAUGAAAUACAACAUUCUAAAUCAGGUU
Molecule: messenger RNA, 1250 nt
Organism: Saccoglossus kowalevskii
Lineage: Eukaryota; Metazoa; Hemichordata; Enteropneusta; Harrimaniidae
Product: acid phosphatase type 7-like
Molecular function (GO): acid phosphatase activity; metal ion binding
Source: RefSeq, a predicted model, not a curated record